Messenger RNA from Funneliformis mosseae, 1329 nucleotides. The record is from the annotation of a GenBank genome assembly. Lineage: Eukaryota; Fungi; Glomeromycota; Glomeromycetes; Glomerales; Glomeraceae.
AUGAACUUUUAUAAGCAAGCAGCGGAUAUAUUAACAAAAUUAUCAGCCAGAGAAGGCUCAAUUAAGUCACUUACCCUAGCAAAUACGGUUAAAGAAAAGAAAAAAAUGUAUGCCUUAAUAUGUGAAACAUUAAAAUAUAAAGAUGUUAUUAAUAAGAUCAUUGAUAAUUCUAAACUACUUAAAGUUGAAAAACAGAAUUUAUCUGAUGGUCCUUACAAAAUCGCAAUCAUGAGAAAUGAAAUUAUAUUGAGAGCCGAACUCGUUAAAUUAAAAAUCAAAUCAAAGGUGAAAAAUAAUGAAGAUUUGAUAUCAUCUGAUUAUCGUAAUGCAGUCGUCCUUCCGCGUUAUGUUCGUGUUAAUACUCUUAAAACUACCGUUAAAAAGGUUAUUGAACAUUUUCAAUUGGAAGGAUAUGUGCUUGAAGAAUCGAUUAAAGUGUUGUCGGACAUAAGCACAAGGACCAUACGUAAAGAUUUUCAUUUACUCGAUUUAUUAAUAUUACCACCAAAGACUGACCUUCAUGAUCAUCCACUUUAUCUAUCUGGUGAAAUAAUCCUUCAAGAUAAAGCUUCAUGUUUUCCUGCUUAUAUUUGUUCUCCACAAAUUGAUUCACAUGUAAUAGAUGCAUGUGCUGCACCGGGAAAUAAAACUUCUCAUCUUUCGGCAAUAAUGAAAAAUACUGGGAAAAUUUGGGCCUUUGAUCUUGAUAAGAAAAGGUUAAAGUUAUUGGAGAAAUUAACUCAAAAGGCCGGAUGUAAAAAUAUUGAAGCGGUACAUGGAUCCUUUUUGGAUGUGGAUCCUUUGGAUGAAAGGUAUUCUAAAGUUGAAUAUAUUUUACUUGAUCCAUCUUGUUCCGGAUCUGGCAUAGUAAACCGACUGGAUAAAUUAGUUGAUGCUUUUGAGCAAGAAACGGAUCAAUCCGACACCAGUCAAAAUUCACAAGAUCUACGAUUGAAAAAUUUAAGUGAAUUCCAAGAAAAGAUCAUUUUACACGCAUUCAAAUUUCCUUCAGCGAAGAGGAUAGUUUAUUCAACAUGUUCAAUACACCCUCAAGAAAAUGAGCAAGUUAUUCAACGGGUAUUAAAGCAAACUGAAACUUUUUUAUUGGCUAAUCGAAAUGAUGUUGUACCAACUUGGGAUAGACGUGGUAUUUCAAGUGAAUUCAAUGAUGAAGAAACUGCCGUUAAACUUAUUCGAACAUUACCAGAAGAUUUUAUGAAUGGAUUUUUUGUGGCAUGUUUUAUUCGUGUUUCGGAAAACGAAGUAAAUGAUAAUACUUCUAACCUGGUUACCAGUACCAAUAUUACGAAUGAUUUAACUAACAGAUAA